Molecule: messenger RNA, 1317 nt
Organism: Annulohypoxylon truncatum
Lineage: Eukaryota; Fungi; Ascomycota; Sordariomycetes; Xylariales; Hypoxylaceae
Exons: 5
Coding region: 356-1129 (257 amino acids)
Source: RefSeq, a predicted model, not a curated record
CCCCUGCUUGUUUUGCCCUACUUGCACUCAAUUAUGCUUUAUUGUCUUCAAUGUUGUCUGCCUAUCCUAGUGGUGCAGCUGUGCAGCUACCUGUACUACCUAUGCAGAGCGUACGGCGCACUUGCUCAAUGUUGUUUUCCGCCCCUCAUUCCCCAUUUCUUUCCAAGCUUUUCUUUGCUACGACUCGUCCAAAUUUUCUCUCUUAUUCCCUUAACAGGGCUCCAUUAUUGAUUGUUACUAAAUAAACUGCACAUCUCCUUUAAUUCGCCAGUUCUCAACAGUAUUACAAGUUCUGUAGCUCAGAUCUUGCAGUCGAAACCCACCGAACUUGUCGGUGACCACUCAUCAUCUCAUCAUGGUUGGAGACUUAAUGGAUUCCACCUCCACUAACCUGACCCUCCCCGAAUCUCUCGAGCAAGUCCGAAUCACAACUUUACCCCCAGCGGCAUACUACAUCUCGGAUUUUAUCGCGCAAGAUGAAGAGGAUGCUAUUCUAGAAAAAAUAGCCUCCGCGCCGAAGCCGCGUUGGAAGCAACUCACUCAUCGACGACUGCAAACCUGGCCGUCCGAUUUAGUAAAUAACAAGUUGAUGGACGUUCCGUUGCCGGCCUGGCUGAACGAUCCGAUUGUGCCGCGCUUAAAAUCCAUCCCACUUUCGAAAACCCUCGACUCAUCCGACAUAUUUUCCUUCAGUCCUCAUCAAAAACCGAAUCAUGUUCUAAUCAAUGAAUAUCCUCCUGGCAUUGGAAUUAUGCCUCACAAGGACGGAGCUGCGUAUCACCCCGUUGUGUGUACUGUGAGCCUUGGUGCUAGCCUCUGUCUCAACAUCUACAAAUCCAAGGACGAUGGUAGUCUAGAUCCUAAGCCAGCGUGGAGAAUAUUGCAAGAGCCUCGAAGCUUACUCAUUACCACCUCUGACCUGUACACGGAGUUCCUACACGGUAUCGAAGAUAUUACAGAGGAUGUUGAGCUUUCGAGGGGCACGAUUGCUAAUUGGGAACUUCUCCGUUCGCCCGACGAUUUUGCAGACGGCUGUAACAUACGGAAGACCCGUACCAGCCUUACAUAUCGAGACGUGAUGAAAGUGUCGAAGAUCGGAGGCAAGCUUGGACUGUUCCAGAAAAAGUGAUACUCAAGCAUACUCGAUGUUUAAAAUACACCGGGUAUCAUUCUCCAUUUUCCUUGCACCUUUUCGAGACCGAACAUUUCACCAUACCAUUUUUUUGUGCCUUUGGCGGUGACACCAAGAUUAACCGCGACAAACAACACAGCGCACAUCAGUGUCCUGUUGUACAACUGGUCCUUGGGCGCUGCAAC